Molecule: messenger RNA, 636 nt
Organism: Trichomonas vaginalis G3
Lineage: Eukaryota; Parabasalia; Trichomonadida; Trichomonadidae
Exons: 1
Coding region: 1-636 (211 amino acids)
Source: RefSeq, a predicted model, not a curated record
AUGACAAACUUAGAAAACAUCUGCGGUAAAUUUAACUCUUCAAUAGAGAAUAUGAAACUUAUAGUAUGUAACGAACUUCAAAGUAUAGAUACAACAAAGGUUUUAAACUCAGAUGCUUUGAAGAGUCUUAUAACAGACAAAGUUGGAGUUGUUGAAAGAAAAUAUAAAGACCAAAGAGUUUGUGAAAAUGUUGCAAAUUUCAUCAUGGUUUCAAACAAUGUUGUUCCGAUGAAGUUAGAAAGUUCUGACAGAAGAUAUGUAGUUGUCAGAACGUCAGAUUCUCAUAUGCAAGAUACAGAAUAUUUUGACGACUUAGCAGAAACUUUGACACCUAACUUUUACAACCACUUGUUCUCAUAUUUCAUGACAUUAGAUAUUUCAAAGUUCAAUCCAAGACAAAUUCCACAUACCGAAGAGAGACAAACAUUGUUAGAAGCAAACAAGAGUGUAUAUGAACUGUUUAUAGAUGAGACUAACUUUGAGUGUUUAGAUGAAAGGUCAUUGUACGAUGAAUAUAAACAAUAUUGUCAAGAAUAUGGUUAUAUGGCAGCGUCUAAACGAACAUUCUUGGCAAAUGUCAAAAAUCUUUUAGACAUACAGAACGGCGUAUAUACAAAGAAAAAUUUUUCUGAGUAA